UUGUGCCCGACAGAUCGCUUCAGCGUUACUCGUGCACCAAUAAGCCAAGGCAGCGCUGGCACCACCAGAUACAUGACCAACACACCAUGGAAAACCAGACCAUGGACUGGUCACAGACCACUGAGUUUGACUAUGGCGAUUCAACCCCAUGCCCAGGAAUUGAGGAAAAGCACUUUGCAGCACAGCUGCUGCCACCACUUUAUUCUCUAGUGGUGGUAUUUGGCCUCACAGGCAACCUGCUGGUUGUCCUUAUCCUGGUGAAAUACAAGAGGUUGAAGAGCAUGACUGACAUCUACCUGCUCAACCUGGCAGUUUCUGAUUUGCUCUUUAUAUUUUCCCUCCCUUUUUGGGCUUAUUAUGCUGCUCACGACUGGAUUUUUGGGGAUGUGCUGUGUAAAAUGCUCUCAGGUCUCUACCUGCUUGGCUUCUACAGUGGCAUCUUUUUCAUCAUCCUGCUGACCCUAGACAGGUACCUGGCCAUUGUGCACGCUGUGUUUGCUCUGAAGGCCAGGACAGUGACCUAUGGCAUCCUCACCAGUGCUGUCACCUGGGCUGUGGCUCUCUUUGCUUCUGUGCCCGGGGUAGUGUUCCACAGGUCUCAGAAGGAGCAUGCACGUUACACCUGCAGCGCUCAUUAUCCAUCAGAGCAGAGAAAUGUCUGGAAGCAAUUCCUGACCUUAAAGAUGAACAUCGUGGGGCUUGUUAUUCCAAUGCUAAUCAUGAUCUGCAGCUACACACAAAUCAUAAAGACCUUACUGCAGUGUAGGAACGAGAAGAAACAUAAAGCAGUCAGGCUGAUUUUCGUCAUCAUGAUUGUCUACUUUUUUUUCUGGACCCCCUACAACAUUUGCAUUCUCUUGCGGGACUUUCAAGGUACAUUUUCCUUUGCCACUUGUAAAGGCAGCGGUCAGCUACACAAAGCAACCCAAGUGACAGAGACCAUCUCGAUGGUCCACUGCUGCAUCAACCCUGUGAUCUAUGCCUUUGUGGGAGAAAAGUUCAGGAAGUACCUGCAGAGGUUCUUCCGGAAGCAGAUUGCAGUCCACUUUUCCAAGUACUGCCCCGUGUUCUACACGGACACGGCCGAGCGAGCCAGCUCCACCUACACACAGUCCACGGGAGAGCAGGAAGUCUCUGCUGCAUUGUGAGCUGUGGCUACAGAAACAGCGGCACUGGCUUCUGUGAAACCAUCUCUGCGGUGAAAGCCUGCAGAACCUGUCUGGACGCUGGCUGGGAGGCAGCUGCCACGGAUGGCAGAAUACACCUUUACACAGCUCAUCUCUGCUCAUCCCUUGUGGCGCUUGCGCAGAGAUGAAAAGGAUGUAGUGAACUUGCUACCCAGGUGUGCCAGCAUGGGAUUCUCAGGGAAAAAAGGGCCCUAUGUUUUUGCAAAUGCCAAAGAAUACUCUUGUACUACAGGGCCCAAACCCACAGGAGGGUUACAAACUGAUUUUAUAAGUGUUUAGAAACUGGCCCUGGUUCUUUGGAAAUCUCU
Messenger RNA from Pogoniulus pusillus (Red-fronted tinkerbird), 1495 nucleotides. RefSeq names its product C-C chemokine receptor type 5-like. NCBI's taxonomy places the organism in Eukaryota, Metazoa, Chordata, Aves, Piciformes, Lybiidae. Gene Ontology annotation, molecular function: C-C chemokine binding; C-C chemokine receptor activity. Gene Ontology annotation, cellular component: external side of plasma membrane; membrane. The coding region runs from base 87 to 1148 and encodes 353 amino acids. Gene Ontology annotation, biological process: calcium-mediated signaling; cell chemotaxis; positive regulation of cytosolic calcium ion concentration. The transcript is spliced from 2 exons. The record is from RefSeq and is a predicted model, not a curated record.